Molecule: messenger RNA, 2121 nt
Organism: Gossypium arboreum
Lineage: Eukaryota; Viridiplantae; Streptophyta; Magnoliopsida; Malvales; Malvaceae
Product: growth-regulating factor 7-like
Exons: 4
Coding region: 440-1933 (497 amino acids)
Biological process (GO): DNA-templated transcription; developmental process; regulation of DNA-templated transcription
Cellular component (GO): nucleus
Molecular function (GO): ATP binding
Source: RefSeq, a predicted model, not a curated record
CGAAUGUUGGAAGCAUGGAAGCAAAAGCAAAGGCCGAGAAUGGCGGCAACCCAUCCCUUAUAAUCUCAAAUAUCUAUAAAACCCCAUAUCCAUCACGCGCUCUACACUCCACCACACUCAACGAUACGUAUCACCUAGUCAUUUAAAGAGAAGAGAUUUGCUUGGUGGUCUCCUUUGAAGAGAAAAAAAAAAAAAGGAUAGUCUUUGGCUUUAAGUUUUUUUCUUUUUUUGUUUUGGGUUCCACUCACUGUCUGCAUAUUCAAAAGGGAUGGAAAAAGGGAUUUUCCUAAAUGGGGAAAGUGGUUUCAAUAUGGGUAUUGGCUGGAGUUUAGCGUUUCAGACAAGGUAGCUAAAGAAAGUAGUAGCAUUGAAGCUUUUGAUUUUGGGUUUGUGAAGCUUUUCAAAGUAGUGGUGUUAUUGUUAUUUAGUACCUAAGAAGAUGAUGAUGGCCAACUAUGAUAAUCAUCAUCAUCACCGUUCAUUUCCAUCAUAUGUAGUUGGUUAUGAUGAUGUUGAUGCUGAUGAUGGUCCCACGGGUAAUAACAACAACAACAGGCCUAAGACCAGUAAUAUAUACGAUGUUUUGGCUAGCAGUGAUUGUAGUUCUGGUUUUGCUGCUACUGUUGCUAGUGGCGGUGCAGUUGGUGUAAGGAUAUUACAGCAGCCUUUUGACAUUUCCCCCACUUCAACCUCCACUGCUCACACCGCCUUCAAAUCCCCAGGAGGGAUGGCGGCUUCUUUGGAGUUUCCUUUCACGUUUUCACAGUAUAAGGAGCUUCAGAGACAAGUUAUGAUAUUCAAGUACAUGAAAGCUUCCAUUGCUGUGCCUCUUGAUCUUCUCAUACCCACUAUCGGGAGCCCCUCUGUUUCAGUUGCUUCCCAUUCUGCCAUGGGAAGGUUUUCUGGUAGAGCGGAUGUUGAGCCAGGGAGGUGUAGGAGAACUGAUGGGAAAAAAUGGAGGUGCUCUAGAGAUGCGGCGCCUGACCAGAAGUAUUGUGAGCGGCACUUGCAUAGAGGUCGUCCCCGUUCAAGAAAGCCUGUGGAACUUCCUAAUAAGAAGACCCGCCAUACCCCUAGUCAAGCACAUCCUUCAUCUUCCUCCAGCACUCACCCACAGUUUGUUGCUCAGCCCUUAAACCAGAACCAGACCACCUGUUUUCUUGGUCAGCCAAGUCAAAAAGCUGCACCAUUUUGGCCUUUCACCUCUGUUUCUUCCUACAAGGAACCCAGGACUUCGGACUGGGAUAUGAACGAACUUAUUCCACUAGCUGAUCAGCAGUGGCAUCAUCUCAUGCAAAUAGGGACUGCUACUGAAGGUUCUUUGUUCAAUGCUGUCAACCAAAGUUAUGACAAGGAGCCUCUGAACUUGAUUUCAUGUCCAAAUUUCGGUCCUGCAGAAGACCAACAACGCAAUACUAGCCCUUGGCUUCUUAACCCUGAGAUAGUUCCGGUAGAAAAGUCGCCACCUAGAGGUUUCAUUGAUGCGUGGUCUACUGCUGUAUCAGAUGACCACCAUGCCAACACAGGAACUGAAACCUCUGAUAAUGGGAAACUCACUCUUUCAUCCCUUUCUUUAUCAAUGGGAAUCAAUAGCUUCAGGGAUAAUGAGACAGGACCUAUCCGUAUGGGGUUGGGGGUGUGCGGGUAUGAUCAGGAGAACCAUGAAUACGCUUCCAAAUGCCACCUUUCUAGCUGGUUAGCCCCUGCCUCUACACCAGGAGGCCCAUUGGCGGAGGUUCUAAGGCCGAGUGCCACUGCCUCGUCUCCCGUCGCGGGAAAUGGAAAUUCUUGUAGUCCUGCGAUGACUGCAGUGUCUUCACCGUCUGGUGUUUUGCAAAAAGCUCUUGCUUCAUGGUCUGAUAGCAGCGGUAGUAGCAGCCCGACGAUUGUUUGUUCCAGAGCCAAACCUGAGAUCGGUUUGAUGUUGGCUUAAACGAAAUUACAAUUCCCCCUUUUGUUGGAAGUUAACCCAAGAUUUUACUACAGACGGAUAUAAUAUGUUCUUUUUUGUUUCUGUAUGGUUUUAAGCACUUAGUUGCAGGUUAUUAUAUACAUAUGUAUCCAGCCUUAUUAUUACAAACUUGUUGAUUUUGUUGACUAAAAGAAGAGAAUUUGUCUGAA